AUGUAAUUAUCAUUCAUAUAGAAGAAAGGGAAAUUUAAAGAUUUGAUCUAAUAAUAGAAAGCUUAAGUUUUAGAUAAAUAAAAGUCUCUACAAUAAAAGCUUCAAUUAAUAGCACAAUAAAAGACAACAAAAGUUUAAGACUCAAAGCAAAUGUACUUAUUGACUAUAAUAUAUAGAUAAGGGGAUAUUAAGUAACUAAAUUUACCUAAGUUAAUGAAAAGAAUCUAUUCUGAUAAGAAACUUAAUGAUAAUUGUAAGUAAUAACAAAAAAAUGAAGAUAAAAUACAACAGAACAUAAGUAAGGAUUUAAUGAGUCCAAUUAAAUUCAUAAAUAUUCACAAUACAUAUGAUUACAAGCCAAGAUUAGCUAUUAUAGCAUCAACAGAUCGAUUUUAGACAGAAGGUAAUGAAAGGAAGGACUUCAUGAAUUAUACAUUUGGAGCAUAGUUUAGAAUAAGAGGAACAAAUAUAUCUCAUAUAAAUAAAACACCUGUUGUAAAUUAAAAAAGAUCUACAUCUUAAACUAGUAGGAUUAUGACAACAUCUUAACAAAGAGUUGUUAACAAAAUUUUUUCAUGA
Messenger RNA from Paramecium pentaurelia, 579 nucleotides. Lineage: Eukaryota; Ciliophora; Oligohymenophorea; Peniculida; Parameciidae. The record is from the annotation of a GenBank genome assembly.